UAUGAUGGGUGCUCCUCCGGUUCCAUUCCUUCGGGUCAUCAUUCUCUUAUAUCUCUUCACUUGCUUCCUCAGAUAAAUUUGACCAUCGCAUCCAGUGUCGAACUCUCGUGACCUAUACUUCGGAUAUAAGACCAGCUAUCUGUAUCACAAUCAGCACCUUUUCAUUUCAUAUUGAUCUUAUUCAUUGCCUUAUUUAUACUCUAUUUGCACGUCUCGUACCAAGUUGUGCGGAACAAACACCAUGAACCCAGCAUAUGCCGCCGUGACAACGGGGCCCGAGAUGCCUCACCAGUCAUUGUCGUAUGAUGAUGGGAUGGCCUCGAGAUCAUCGCAAAUCGCAACAACCCAGCCAACAAUGCUGAACAUCCCGUAUUCGCAUUAUGCUAUUUUGUAUAUGGACGGCGACGGAAAGCUUGGUGUCGGGGUUUCCCCUUCGAUUGAGGGUUCAGAAAAGGCCAUUUUCACCCAGGAUGUUCGAGGGCGGUUUUUGCGUUCCAUGACGGGAGGUCCAUAUGGCCUGCAGGGUUAUUCAAACUCAAUGAUGCCAACCCAGGACGGCAUUCUCCCUAGCUCAACUUCCCUCGCCUGGUACCACCAUUCUCGAACAAAGCGAGACGGUCUCAUUCCCUGCGAAUGGCAGUCGCAACGCAGCAAGCGCCAGAGACGUCGCGACUCUGAUUCCGCAUCAGCCUCCCCUUGUCCCACCAUCCGCCGCACCGCGCUGCGUGUGGGAGAUCACGACAUCCUGAGACGGUACUACGAGAAGGCGUUCGACAACUUCCAGCAGCUCAACUGCAGAAUGAUUGCCAAGGCAUGGAUCAAGCUGGUUGAGCCGCGCAAGCAGGUCAACCACCCUUAUAAUGGACGGAAGAAUGUUGGAGGAACAUCGCAGCGUGUUGACCCGGAGUUGACAAAGCCAAGGUGGUGGCCGACGGGUGUCACCCACAAGGAGCCUGAUCACCUGCCCAAGCCUGAACGAGUCCGUCUUCUUAUCCACAUCCUUUGCGAAUUGAGGAACAGCCACGAUAUCACCGCAGAGAAGCUCAAAGAGGCUGGUCAAGAUGUGCGACGCCAAAUCUCGCCUUCUGAGCGCCUGGAUGUCCUGGACGAGAUCUACUACGUUAGACAGAUGGAAGAGCACUAUUUGGCUGGUGAUAUUGGCGCCGAUACAAUCCUCCACGUCUCCCACGUCCACCUCCCUGAAGCCAGCUUCGAACUCGACCAACACGACUUCCAAUCCACAGACCAUCACGACGCACUCUCCUCGAUUCCCACCACCCUGCCAAAGGUCCCAGCCAUGCGCGGCACCUCGGAUGAUGGCAGCUCAGAGUACUGCCUUCCUCUCACUCCCUCCUCGUCCUGCCCGUCUAACGGCCCCCGGAGUCCUGCGCAGACACACCCGUCCUAUUCGCCCGAGAUGGCUUCUUCCAUGAUGUCCGCCGGUGCCCACGCCAGUGCUGCAUACGUAACUUCCAAAGACGAGUCGCACCCGGGUGCUACCUCAUGUAUGCCGGACUAUUUCAGCCAGCCGUUCCUUGUCCCGACAACGGCGCCAUCAACGCAGGCUGGGUACUGGGGACACCCAGCUCAGGCGCACGCGGCGCCUGUGUAUUCUACUGGAUAUUAAUGAGUUCCUACUAAUGAGUUCCUCGCAUGACACCAAGACCUAAGACACUCGUUUAUUUUUCUUUUUUCCUUUGUAUUAUACUCGACUUGUCAUUCCUACACAUUUCCUUUGUCUUGUAUAUCUAUAUUGCACCGUUCGGUUUUUUGAGACUUCUAGUAAGUCUUAUUUCGCGCGACGAGGACAUUCUGCUUUAUUAUCUAUAGAAAAGUCCUUUCAUUUGUUGCAUUUCUGGUUUUUGUUUUAUCUUUGCAUUCGCGGCAUAUGGGUUCUGAGGUUUCUGAGGCAUGCAUGAGAGCUAUUGACAUGUAAUUAUAGUAUAGACGGAUUGUUUGAGCAUUUAAUCUAACCUCGAUAAUAUAAUAAUAUAUUGACUUUCUGAG
Aspergillus glaucus CBS 516.65 is the source of this 2007-nucleotide messenger RNA. Its product is annotated as DUF2841 domain-containing protein. The transcript is spliced from 5 exons. The record is from RefSeq and is a predicted model, not a curated record. The coding region runs from base 242 to 1627 and encodes 461 amino acids. Lineage: Eukaryota; Fungi; Ascomycota; Eurotiomycetes; Eurotiales; Aspergillaceae.